AGUAUAUAACAUCAAUGUAACAGUCUGUAUGAUUUCUUCAGCGAGGUGGAAAACUUAGCAAUCAAGCACUGUAUCCAAGUACCAUAAUUCUUGAAAAUGUGGUUUCUUAUCUUGAUCAUCUCCAUUGCAUCCUGGACAUACGGAGACGUUAGUGAAAGGUCCAUCUUACUCUCAAAAUACAAGAGAGAUUCCAGACUGCAGUCGUCUCCCUUUUAUGACUUGUUUAUCCACUGGCUGAAGUAUACUAAGAUAAUAGAUGGUAUGCAAAAGGAAACAAAAGCGCUUAAACAUCAACUCAAGGAGCUUCGAGAUUUUCACGGAAGAUAGGAUGAAUUUUUUGGCAUAGAGGCGAAAAACACAUCACAAGGCUGUAAUACAACGCCUACGGUAAAAAUGUUUUUCUUGCUGCUUACCAAAAUUGAUGAAGCUACAAAAGAUAUCAACACUAUGAAGAUGCAGUUGGAUAGAAAAGAUCAAAAAUCUAAGAAAUAUGAUGAAAGAACUGCCAAAGGAAUGGAUUCAUUGGUGGAAAAGGUAUCUACGCUUAAACAAAGCAAUACAGAACUUCAAUCCAAUUUCACUAAAUUGGAGGAGAUAUUGCAAGCUACCAACUCUCGUUGUCAAAAGCUUGACGCUAAAAUCAGCAGACUUGAAAACAGUUUAGUGAUUUCCUCAAAAGCACUGCAUAAAACAGAUUCUAAAUUGAAACAGGACAUCGCUGAUAUAGCUAGAAAAAGCCGAAAUUCUGAAUCAAAAACUAAUUUCGCUAUGACAGUGCUACGGAAAGGCCUGGAUAAUACUAAAUCGAAACUUUCACUUCUGAAAAAACGGCAAAGAUCACUGGAAAGCAAAAUGGUAACAGCAGUCCGGAAGUUACAGAAAGCGGAUCAGAGCACGAGAGGAGAAGUAACAAAGACAUUCAAUCAGAUGACACGACGUAUAAGUAAAAUAAAGUGGACUUCUUCACAAAACCGGACCAACAACUUUAAAUGUCAAAGUGGAGUUGUAAAGUCUGCUUACUCUUCAAGACGAGCCAUGGUAUCGGAUAAGACAGUGCGCUUUUCCACACCUUUCCGAACUAGACCAAAUAUGGUCUUUGGCCUGUCGUUGUAUGAUUCAUCCCACAGAACGAACGAUCGCUUGAAAACCUAUUUGCUAAAACUAAACAGAUACGGAUUCACGUUACGAAUUUCCGCCUGGGACAAAACCGUCCUUUACCAAGCAAAUUACUUUUGGAUGGCUUGUCCAUGAGCAUAUGACAUAACCAUUCUUUAUGCUUGUUAUAAUUUGGAUUGGGAAACAUUAAAUAAUAUGGUAAACUU
This is a messenger RNA of Ostrea edulis (European flat oyster), 1322 nucleotides long. RefSeq lists its product as uncharacterized. NCBI's taxonomy places the organism in Eukaryota, Metazoa, Mollusca, Bivalvia, Ostreida, Ostreidae. The record is from RefSeq and is a predicted model, not a curated record. The transcript has 4 exons. Bases 394 to 1251 code for a protein of 285 amino acids. Gene Ontology annotation, molecular function: carbohydrate binding. Gene Ontology annotation, biological process: cell adhesion.